AGAGAUAAAAAAAAAAAAAAAUUGAUGGUCGAUUGUUUGUUUUUUUCUUCCUCUUCCUCUCCCGAAAGACUCUCUCUCAAACUCGCGAAUCUCUCAAUUGGAGGAAAUUGGAAUCAAAGGAGAUGGAAUCAAAGGCGAUGGAAUCAGAGGAGAAUCGAAUCGGAGGAGAUUUGGAAUUCGGAUUAUUCUUCUUCUUCCUCCUCCUCCUCUGUAUUUUCAUUGUUUUUCCCCUCACUUUCUCACCGGAGAAUAUGAGGUGGGAAAGGGUCCGACAAGAACAACAACAAGUGGGUCUCGGUCAGUCUUAUUCCGCCCCUGGUAAGAGGUGGGAGCACACUUGUAACACCCAUUAAAGGAGGUAGCUUUCUCUACGUUUUCGGUGGCUAUGGCAGAGAUAAUUGCCAAAUCAAUCAGGUCCACGUUUUUGACGUUGGGCAGGAGAAACUGAGCCUCGUGUUGUUUUCCGCAAUAUCGUGCAAAGGCCUCGCCACAAAGCUACAGGUGAAACUGUUACUAUUGUUGGCGACCUGGAUCUUGGAUUGAUGAAGUACUUUGAUUGCACUCGCUCAGGACCACGUUCGCCUUUUGACAGCAAUGUGAUUUAUCAGUUUGAGAUCAUGGAAUAUCAAAGCAGAUAUGGACUCAACCAAUUAUCAAUGGCACACCUCCUCCUCCUAGGGACAGUCACAGCAGGAGACAACUUAUUUCUUUUUGGAGGGUUUACGGAUGCUCAGAAUCUUUCCAUGACCUCUAUGUGCUUGAUGUUGAUUGGCUUUGGUUUAUAAACACACUUGGAUAGGUGCUUCCCGUGAGCAAAACGAGGUUUGGAACAUAGGCUCCCCUGUUCUGGAGGUACAAUGGUUCGUAGUUCUGAGAGACCAUUGAUCAAACGGUCAGGGAGAAGCAAAGGAGUUGACAAUGGCGGUUGGGAUUGCGUUUGGUUCUGUUUUUCUUCUCACUCUUUUCAUAUGCCCUAACAACAAUACAUUGCUGAACUCUUAUCCCAAAUAUGGUGCUAAAUAUAGUUUAAACAAAACCCAGAUUCAGUUUCUAUUGCUUCUGCUUGUUCAUACCCAGUUCUACAACAUUGAAACAAAAAAGCAGAGAGAGAGGUACUGACUUGGACCAAGAAGAAAGAUUGAGACUAAGCUUUCCUGCGCAAAGAGAGAUCCAUACUAAGCUAUACUAAGCUAUCAAGAGUGAAAUAGAGAAGAAGAAGCAUGAGAGCUGACCAUAGUCAUUAGAAUUGAAGGCGACGAAGUUGACGAAGAGAGAAUUGUCUUCCUCGUUUUCUUAUUAGGGUUAGAGGUUGUUUUGUAAAUCCUUCAACAAACAAAGCUGAGGCAAACGCAGCCUCAUACCGCAGAUAGUUGCCACAACCAAACGAACAAGAAUACUUGCGUCAGCCGCAGCCGCAGCUACCUGCGGCAACCAAACGAACAGACCCAUAUCCGUAAACAGUUAACUUAUCAUAUAUCAAAGAAGGAACCGUACAGUCUUAUUCACCGUAAAUGGCAUUUCGUAGGGUUUUACUCUCUCACCUCCGCCGAUCUCGUCACACUUACUCCUCUCUCUCUCCUCACCAUGUCCCCGCUCCGGCACAUCGGUCAAUCGCUAUCGGUCUUUCCCAAUCCCGAUUCUUUUCCACUCCCCCGGACAUGGACUCUGAGCUGACUCGACUCAGAGACGUUUCAAUCGAUGGAUUUGGAAGCAAUGGUCAUGGGUUAGAGUUGGGCGAUUUAAGCCAAGAUUUGAUCGGAGCUGGUGUGUCAAACUAUGAUUACUUGACUCGACCUGUGAUCUCGUUGCUUGAUUCUUACCAUGACCUUACUGGAUUGCCUUGGUGGGUAGUGAUUGCUUCGUCUACUGUGGCUUUCAGAACGGCUUUGCUUCCUGUACUGCUUCUGCAGCGCAAGCAAACGAAACGGAUUUCACAGUUCCUUCCUAAGUUACCGCCUUUCUGGCCUCCACAGGGUUCAGGAAGGAGUGUUAUUGAUCAGUUUAAGCUUUUCCGGAAAGAAAGAAAAGCUAUCGGGUGCCCUUCGUUUUUGUGGAUUCCUGCUUAUUUCUCCAUCCAGAUUUCAUGUUUUUUCUUGUGGAUAACUAGCAUAAGAAGAAUGUCACUUACUCAUCAUCCUGGAUUUGAUUCGGGUGGAGCUUUAUGGUUUCAAGAUUUGACUGAAAUUCCCAAUGGUCUUUAUGGUCCACUCUUCCCCUUUUUAAUUGCUGGUUUGCAUUACACAAACACGCAGAUAACUUUUACAGCAUCUUCAGUUCACAAAGUUGAUAAGUUCGCGGAAUUGGCAAAAGCUUACAAGACAUUUCUAAAUCUUUUGACAGUUGCUCUUUAUUUCCUUUCAUUCCAAAUGCCUCAGGGAAGUCUGCUCUACUGGACUACCAAUUUGUCAUUCAGCAUAGCUCAGCAAUCAAUCCUCAACCAUCCUGUUGUAAGUGCUAAGUUGGGUCUACAAGGAGACGACACUCUUCAGAAAGAGGCUGGGAAUCCUAUACUGACAAACAUUAAUGAACCGCAACUCUCUGAUUCAUCCUCGAAAGGGCGCUUGAUAUCAGUGCAUAAUUUAACCCCUAAAGAGUUGGUUGCUCUUUCUGCCAAAUACUUGUCCGGAGGGCACAAAGAAAAAUCAAUUCCGCUAUUAAGAUUGGCAUUAGAAAAGGAUCCUGAAUAUCUUCAAGCUAUGGUUAUUCUUGGCCAGGCUUUAUAUCAGAAAGACCAGUUCGCUGAAGCUGCAAAAUACUUAGAGGAGGCUGCUUCAAAGCUUCUUGAUGCUUGUCCAACAGAAGUUGCGGAAGUCGAUCUUUUAAUUGUUGCAUCUCAAUGGGCAGGUGUAUCCAAUAUUCGACAGGGAAAGACAUCAGAAGGAAUCACACACCUUGAAAGAGUAGCAAACAUGGAAGAGCCUGAAGAUCCCAAGAGCAAAGCUCAUUACUUGGACGCAUUGGUUCUCUACUCAAGUGCUAUAUUUAACGAAGGAAGGAGAGAUGAAGCUGCAAAGUAUUUGAGAAGAGUGGUGGCUUAUGAUCCAUCCUUCAGUGAAUUGCUGAAACAAUGCGAAGAAGAUGAUACCGAUACCGAUACCAUUCCCACUUCUUCUUCAUCUAAUUCUACCCACAAAACUUCAUAAUUUUUUUUGUUUCUGUUGUUUUCUUUCCUUAAACUUAACUGAUUUUAUUUUGGGGGUUGGACCAUUAAAAUCGAUUUUUUUGUUUUGUGUUUUAUAGAUAAAUAAGAAUAUGGAUAGCUUUUUUUUUU
Camelina sativa (false flax) is the source of this 3271-nucleotide messenger RNA. Lineage: Eukaryota; Viridiplantae; Streptophyta; Magnoliopsida; Brassicales; Brassicaceae. The record is from RefSeq and is a predicted model, not a curated record.